AUGGCGUGUACGCGAAUGAAUAACCUUCACAAUGUACGUACUAUGUUCUGUUUGUCUCUACGCGGUCUCCUUGUUGUUGAGAAUCUAGUAAAUGAAUUGGAUGAAAAAGUCAGAAAACUAGAUUUUGCUGAGAUUCCAAAAACACCGCCUUAUGAUAGCCUUCCCGCCAUAAAAAGAGGACGAGAAUUUUCUCAUUACGAGAUUGUCCAUGGUAUUCGUUUAGUUGAACGAGAUUUUGACAAGCUUAUGUUUGAUGAAGUUACUUCAAGGCAACACCUACGUGUUUUACACUCUAUCGAAUUUGGAAAUUGCCUCUAUUGUGAUAAUGAUAUAACUAUGGGUGAAUACGACUACGAAAGUUAUUCUCAUGCCGUAUCAGGAUUCCGACACGUCGAUUACAACGGGAAACGUGUUCUUAUAUUGGGUGGAGGUGAUGCUUGUAUUCUUCGUCGAAUCAAGGAUAUGGGCAGCACCAUGAUAACGGCAGUAGAUUAUGACCAGCGUGUGGUAGACGUUACAAGACUCUAUUUUCGCAAAAUAUGUGGUGAUGUACUCGAUUCUAUGACAGGGCCUAAUUAUGAAAUUGUUAUAGAAGAUGCUGCAGAAUACCUUGAAAGAGCUGUCAAGACUGGAUUAGAGUUUGAUGUUGUAAUAAAUGACAUCGCCACAAUCCCAUUAUCUUUUGAACCGGUAGGUGAGAGAUGGGAGUUCAAUCUUAAACUUUUGGCUAACUCGAUGAAAGUGUUGAAGCAUGAUGGGGUAUUCAUUAGUCACGGAACUUCGGCAAGUCGUCUCCAAGGACAGAAAGUAUAUGAAGCUCAACUGAAGAAACUUGAGUAUCCCGUUAAGUUCACCAAAGAAAUAGCUUACAUUCCAACUUAUCAGGACAACUGGGUGAUUUACAUAGUUUGGAAAAAGAGUUCUCAAAAUUGA
Molecule: messenger RNA, 933 nt
Organism: Styela clava
Lineage: Eukaryota; Metazoa; Chordata; Ascidiacea; Stolidobranchia; Styelidae
Source: RefSeq, a predicted model, not a curated record